AUGCCUAAAUCUGUAAUCAUUAGAAACAGUGUUAUUAUUUUAUUUUUACUUUCGGAGUUAGUCUUCAAAUUCGUAUUGCUGAAAAUUCUGGUUGAUGUAGGAUCUGAUGAAGGAUUAUAUGCUUGGGUUGUUGCAAACCACGCACUUGGGACUCUGGGUGGUGAUCCAAUGCAGACAACUGGGAUAAUUGAACUUGGUGGAGCUUCUGCUCAGGUGACAUUUGUUUCAAGUGAGCCGGUGCCUCCCGAGUUCUCUCGUGCUGUUAAAUUUGGAAAUGUCACUUACAAUCUCUACAAUCACAGCUUUCUUCAUUUCGGCCAGAAUGUUGCGUAUGAUUCAUUGAAAGAGGGUAUUGUUUCAGGAGACUUCGACUCAGGUAAAGAUACAAGCUUUGCUUUCUUCACUGAUUAUAUGAAUGCCAUGAACCUUGAGUUAUGAUUCAUUGAAAAAGGG
This is a messenger RNA of Malus domestica (apple), 453 nucleotides long. NCBI's taxonomy places the organism in Eukaryota, Viridiplantae, Streptophyta, Magnoliopsida, Rosales, Rosaceae. The record is from RefSeq and is a predicted model, not a curated record.